Molecule: messenger RNA, 2377 nt
Organism: Rhineura floridana
Lineage: Eukaryota; Metazoa; Chordata; Lepidosauria; Squamata; Rhineuridae
Gene: APEX2
Product: apurinic/apyrimidinic endodeoxyribonuclease 2
Exons: 7
Coding region: 156-1745 (529 amino acids)
Biological process (GO): base-excision repair
Cellular component (GO): nucleus
Molecular function (GO): DNA binding; zinc ion binding; phosphoric diester hydrolase activity
Source: RefSeq, a predicted model, not a curated record
UUAUUUUAUUUUUUUAAGGUGGGAGAAUCUUGAAGUUAGGAAAGUACACAGUGAACGGAGACGCCCACUCCAAACUCUAGGAGUCUUUGCUCGUCAAAGGGGAUACAGCCAUGAUGGUUCUCUAGCGCAACUUUAGAUCUCUCCGCUUGGCUGGGAUGAGGCUGGUGAGCUGGAACGUAAACGGACUCCGGGCUGGGGCGGGAUCUGCGGGACUGCAGCUGCUCCUGGAUUCGUUGGGGGCGGAUGUCAUUUGCCUGCAGGAGACCAAGAUUACCCGGGACCUGCUGGAGGAGCCAUUGGCUAUAGUGGAGGGCUACAACUCUUAUUUCAGCUUUAGCCGCACCCGCAGUGGCUACUCAGGUGUUGCCACGUUCUGUAAGGUCAAUGCCACCCCAGAGGCAGCUGAAGAAGGCCUGUCUGGGCUGUUCGCUAAGCAUGACGGGGCAGUGGGUUGUUAUGGGGACACAGAGGGCUUCACACCUGAGGAGCUUCAGGCGCUGGACAGUGAGGGCCGGGCUGUGAUCACCCGUCAUCGUAUUUGCACUUCAGAACAACAGGAGACCAAGCUGACAGUCAUCAAUGUGUACUGUCCCCGUGCUGACCCUGAAAAGCCAGAGCGCAGGGACUUCAAGCUGCGAUUCUACCACCUCCUGCAAGCUCGGGCUGAGGCACUUCUCCGAGCUGGAGGGCAUGUGGUCAUCCUGGGUGACAUCAACACAGCACAUAAGCCUAUUGAUCACUGUGACCCAGGAGAUCUGGAAUCCUUUCAGGAGCAUCCUGGGCGGCGCUGGCUGGACAGCUUCCUGUGGGAGCCAGACAAAGAUUCCCAGGAUGGGAAACUCUUUGUCGAUACCUUUCGCUUUCUGCACCCUGGUCAGGAUGAUGCCUACACCUGCUGGUGCAACGUAACCGGCUCCCGCCAGCUCAACUAUGGCACCCGUAUUGACUACAUCCUGGCUGAUCAUGCACUGGCAUUGUCGGAGCUGAAGGAUGCCCAGCUCAUGCCAGACAUGCUGGGCUCUGACCACUGCCCUGUGCAGGCCGUGCUGGAAAGUGUCUGCCUGGGGGUGGCCCACUGUCCACCCCUUUGCACUCGCUUCCUGCCCGAGUUUGCCGGCACCCAGCAGAAGCUCAGCCGCUUCCUGGUGAAAGUGGAGCGCAGCAGCCUGCUGGAGGAUAGGGGCCAAAAACGAGGCGAGGCUGAACCAAGUGCUGUGGGGAGUUCCAAGAAGAGACGGGCAGGCCCACUACAGAAGGAGCAAGGGGAUUUGCGCAGCUACUUCAAAGCUGGAAACUGCCUGCCUGGGGUCACUGCCAACAGUACCAAGUGCCAGUUGGUCAUGAGCAUGAUGCACAGGACAGCAGAGGAUCCUGGAGGAAAAUCUCUUUCUGACACCCCUGAAAGGACAGUUGAUGAAUGUCAGAUAGAGGAAGUUGCUGGUGUAACCCAGGCAUGCCCUGGGAUUUUGGGAAAGGAACCUGCUGUGGGUGUGGCCAAUGGCGAAGCUAUGGAUUGUGGGAAAGGCACUGUUCCUUCAGCUGCCUUGUGGAAGUCACUGCUCUCGGGCCCUGCUCGCGCACCUCACUGCAAGGUUCACGGGGAGCCCUGUGUUCUGCGGACAGUGAAGAAGCAAGGGCCAAACUGUGGGCGGCGCUUUUAUGUAUGUGCCCGGCCUCUGGGGAAGCCCUCUGAUCCUCGUGCACGUUGUGACUUCUUUUUGUGGGCCAGUCGGGGGAAUCCUUGAGUUAGAAGAUGAACUGAAAUGAGAGGAUGCUGGAUCUUUGAUGACUCCUCCCCCAGAAAUGGAAUAUAGGUGCUUGGCUUCAAAAGGUUGGGAUCCUAGAUGGUCUACUGCCUAAGGAAAAGUGAGGGGAACUCCUCCAUGGCAUAGUAAGUCAAACUGCUCUGGCCAGGAGUUUCUGUGGGGGCUGUGCCUCUGGCGACAUUCAUUCACACCAGAACAUGUUGGGCUCACCUUGAACCACUUGUGAGUUCUGAAGGCCUUGAUACCAGGCCCAAAGGACAGAGACAUCAUUUAAACAGCAAGAGUUAACUGAUUGUUAUUAACAGUUUUGCAUAGAUCUUGGUGCUAGGACUAACACAGACCUUGGGAAUGCACAUGCAGGUUGUUCUUUGUGAUAAUACAGUUUCUGAUUUCUGAGGGUUACAGAUUUCCUCAUGUCAGCUAAACCUACAGCACUGGUAAAGUUGGGCUCCAUUCAAGCACUGUGUGGAGAUGCUCUUGAUUAAUGCUCUUGCAAUCUUUUCCCCUUAACCCUCCCCCUUUGUAAAGAUUAUGAUAAUGUCAUUGCAGAGAGAUGAUACAUCCUUGUUUGGAAAAAAAUGUCUUUUCUACUUUUCAUGAAAUAAAGACGU